Messenger RNA from Oncorhynchus mykiss (rainbow trout), 1268 nucleotides. Lineage: Eukaryota; Metazoa; Chordata; Actinopteri; Salmoniformes; Salmonidae. The record is from RefSeq and is a predicted model, not a curated record.
AUGGCAACCAGAUUGACAACAAUCGGUGGUGGAGGAGGCAUGCCAUUUGAAUUCCACGGUAUGAAAAACGGUGCCACCCUCAAGAAGAUCGGAGUGGCGGUGGAAGGCUGGCAGGUGAAAGCUGUGCGGGCGGAGCUUACCGAUGGGCGCGUUGCGACCUUUGGAGAAGCGAAAACUUUCACUGAGUUUGAGUUUGACCUCGGCGAGCGCAUCACCAAGCUGUCACUGUGGGGUAACGGCGCCGGCACACGUCUGGGUGCCAUCAAGUUCACGACGAGUAACAAACGAGAGUUCUUUGAAAAAAUGACCAGCUGGGGACUGAAGAAAGAGUACACCAUAGAUGUAGGGUCUGGAAUCUGCCUGGGGCUGCAGGGCAGGUCUGGCUCGGACAUCGACUGCAUGGGCUUCGUCUUCAUCAACGCUGUCAACUCGACCGUGCUGACUGACAUGAAGUAUCCCACCCUGUCCCUCUUCAAACCCCAGGUGACCCCAGAAUAUGUGAAAUCCAUUUCUCACCACAACGACACCUCCUUGGUUCAAGAAGAAUCCAUUACAUACAGCAAAACCGUGACCAAGACUUCCUCCUGGUCCGUCAGCAACAAGAUCGAAUCCACCUUGAAUGUGUCGGUCAAAGCAGGGAUCCCGGAUCUGGUUGAGGUGUCAUCAGGGUUCAGCUUGACCGUGGGAGGGGAGCAUUCCUCCAAACUGGAGAAGUCAGAGUCCAUAACAGAAUCGGAUACCAUCAACGUGAAGAUCCCACCAGGGAAGACCAUGGAUGUUGAGAUCACAGUGGGGAAAGCACAUAUCAACCUCGACUACGAGGCCAUAGUGAAAGUCACCUGCAUGAAUGGCAGUCAGCUGGUCUUCCCAUCCAAAGGCAUCUACACUGGUGUGACUUACACUUCAGCGAGGGUAUCCACAAAGGAGAGAUGAGACAAGUGUAUGACAUCCUGAAUAAUAAGCACAGUGAUACAAUGUGACACAAUUACUAAUUCUUUGUGUGCCUUUUCUGUUAUUAUGAUCUUCUUUUGAGUGAUUCUAAUUGAACCAUGUUGACUCAGCACUUUAUUUCUGUAUCAGCAGAGGGUAUAACAACAGGUGGGUCAUUCCUACAAUCCGGUGCCUUUUGUGUCCAAUGACAUUUUAACACGUUUUGUGUGAAUUAUUGAGCAACAUUCACUACGAAAUGUUUUCUUACAUGCUUAGACCCCAUUUACCAUAAAAAACAAUGUUAUGUAACUGUAAUAAAUUUCAUUUAUAAUAAAGAA